Messenger RNA from Exaiptasia diaphana, 2663 nucleotides. RefSeq lists its product as uncharacterized. Bases 137 to 1969 code for a protein of 610 amino acids. The transcript has a single exon. The record is from RefSeq and is a predicted model, not a curated record. NCBI's taxonomy places the organism in Eukaryota, Metazoa, Cnidaria, Anthozoa, Actiniaria, Aiptasiidae.
GUAAGCAUUUGAUACGUACACUCUUCAGGCUCUUUUCAUUUAUAUCACCGGGCGCACGGAACUCCUUCAWUGAAAUCAAACAAGCUAGUAUACACAAAGGACGGGAUCAACUCCUUCUGUAUUUUUAUUCGCUAUAAUGUAUACGUCUAGAGAAAUCCCCUUUCCAAGCGAAACACUAGAAAAUGCGGCAAGAGAGAGGCUAAAACAACGAGAGAAGCAGGAAAAUGCAUGGCUUCGAUCGAURGAGGAGCAUCCUCGAUGUGCUCUAUUGCCAUCACCAGAACUCUUGGCUAAAUUUGGUGAAUCUGAUGGAUCUGAUGAAACUGAUACAAUCAAAGAUUACCGAAAGUUUCUAAAAUGGUUUACAGACGCUGGAGUGCUGAACGUAAAAUUUUACUCCGCCUUUUGUUUUCAAGAAACAGAACGUGAAGUUGACGACAUGAUGAGCUCUGUGUAUGGUGACAUACGUGACGCAUUUGUGUUUGCAUCCCAAGAAAACUUUGAGAAAGAGGAAUAUGAUUCUAUCAUUCAACUUGCUUAUAGCAAUGCAUUUGCAGCCAUGAAGCAUACCGCUGACCCACACCUCGACGAGCUUGUUGUGUGGUACUAUUCUGGUCAUGGCCUUCCAAAAGACAAACUUCCAGAUGCUGUUUCCAUGCCAGAACUUUGCAAUGUUAAUUUUYGUGAGGAAUACAACGAUGUUGCGAGGCCGUUUUUAACAGAAAACCCAGUUGUGAAAGGAGGGGAACUCUGUUUGCACCAUGUUGGUUUCUGUGGGCUUGAAGGUUUACUAAAGCCAUGGAUAGCUGCUGUUAAAGCUGAAUCCCAAAAUGCACCAGGCCAGGUAAAAAAGAACAAGCAUUUGCUCAUCAUCUUAGACAGCUGUUAUUCUGGAAUCCUUGCUGAGGAUUUACAAGAGUUGAAUAAGAAAAGUGGCCCCUGGAAUGAAAAUGGUUGCACAGUUACAGUUCAGGCGGCCUGUGAACCUGAUGAAGUGACGUUUGGAGGGUACUUUACUCCAUGCUUUGAGUUCUUCAACCAAGCUGAAAAUCAGGAAAUGUUGCAUAGAUUAAGAAAUUGCUGGAUGGAAAUGGAUGACGAGACAAGAGAACAGUUCCGWGAGAUUCAACUACCUUCUCCAAAACUUGUAACAACAAUAAUCGUCAGUGAAGUAGAAAAAGGAGAGCCCUUCAUGGUAUUGGAGUACCAAAACCUCAAGCUCAAUCUUUUCAAAGAUCCAGGAUUCUUUAAAUUUUGUGCAAUUGAAAAGUUCAAGAGAGGAGAAGAUAAACUUCUUCAUAAAAGAGUUCUUAGCCAGAGCGCGGUGAUUAACUUUAUGAACGCAAGGAUAUUUAAAAUACUUGACUACAAGCUGAAGACCUUAGUCAGAACUGGACCCUAUGCUGGCACUCCAAUGGGAUUGUUUCUCCUGGAAGAUCCGUUUAACCCCUCUAAGUGUGCAGUUUGUGCUCACAUCCAUUUUGCCAGUAGCGACACCUCAAAGAUUGGAAGAAUCAACCUCGUUCAUCACAAAAUCCCUCCCCUGGGAAGCACUCUCUACAUCGAAGAUCAUGAUGGACUUUCUAAACCUCAACUCAAGAGAAAUAGGCACAAGAUUGAGUACGCUAUGGUUCCCAAUCAAGCUAAUGCCAAAAAGAGUGAUUCAUCCCAAUGGUUAAUGUGGGACUGGAAGGUUGGUGUACCAACAGGAUUUCAUUGGCCAUCAGAUGUUGACCCAUCUGUGAAAGAAAUUGAGGUGAAUAAUGCAAAAGAACUUGUAAAGGCUUGCCAUGAUUUUGUUGAAUCAAAUGAGCCAGGAAGAUGGGCUGAUGCCAGUCAAUGGACUAUGAAGUCAAACCAGCUAGGCGUGAUGGGUUUGUUCCGAAAGAAACAGCGUUCAGCGUGGAUGGACAAGUACUUGGAAAAAUACGGCUACACUUAUCAAGCUCAACCAGAAAGCAAAAACUGAUGUUGAACAUUAAAUCAUGACAUGAAAUUAUUGUAUAAUGRUAUAAUAUAAUCUAUAAACCAUUUCAUAAUAUUUUUAAAGAUCUUUGUUGGUAGUUUUUUUCAUAUUUAUACGUAGUUUGUUUUUUUUAUUUGUUGUUUGUUUCAUGGUUGAUUAAACAAACUACGUAUAAACAUUUUAUAAUAAUUUAGAUUCUAGCUUUCGUUUGACCUAUAUAUUUAAAUUGCCAUAUAUAUAUAUUUUAGUGCAAUAGGAAGAAUUAAAAAAAGAAAGAAAAUCACUAAGGCUUGAACGCUUUUAAUUUAGCAUCUUUUUAAUAUAUUCCCUUUAUGAACUAAAGUAUAAGGUGUUUAUUGUUACCCAAUAUGUCUAUUAUACCAUACUAUACUUACAGCAUUUUAGACUGUCUUGAUUAAACUUUGCUAUUUACACGUUAUAGGUGUUUUUUCUCUUUUUUCCCAAAUAAACUUGUCAAACAUAUAUGUUGUAUUUCUUUAUGAAAACAUUACGUGUUCAUCUGUUGUCUUGGGGGGAAGGGUGGCCCGAGGAAGGUGCMGUUAUCAACGAAUAGUUUGUAAUACGGCCGUGCGCCCAUAAAAAUUGUCAACAUUUAUAGCUCUUUUGCAUMUCAAGACUUGCAUGUCUAUUUUGUCUUUAGGACUAUCCCAUCUCCAAGGAACCCACGCCGAAUUUU